GGUAGAAUGGUGCUAUAUUAUGGCUGCAGUUUGCUGCUGCUUACAUUUCUUGCUCUGCCGGGUCUAUUGCUCGGGGGCGUGGUAUUCCAUUGUCCGAGCUGUGCUGCGGAGCGCCAAGCUGCAUGUCCUAUGCUUGCUACAACCUGCACUGAGAUAGUCAGGGAGCCCGGCUGUGGCUGCUGCCCAGUGUGUUCCCGGUUAGAAGGCGAAUUCUGCGGCAUCUACACACCGCGGUGUUCCACAGGGCUGCAUUGUUAUCCCACUGCAGAUUCAGAAUUGCCCUUGGAGCAGCUGGUUCAGGGGUCAGGACGAUGCUCACACAAAGUAGACCCGGUACCCAACCUCACUCAAGAGCAUCAGGACAAGAGUGGAUCUAUAGAGGAGCUGCAGGGCACUGAGGGCCCCCCUCAGAAGAAGCCGACCAAAGACGCCAGCCCUUGGAUGUGGUCCAAACAGAAGGCUUUGAGGCAGGCCCAGAACGAGCUCAAGACCAAGAUGAAGGCCAACAACCGCCCUGAGGAACCUAGGACCCAGCGGGCCACUCAGAGCCUUUGUCAACAGGAGAUGGCCAAGGUGCUGGAAGAGAUCUCCAAGAUGACCUUCCAUGACAACAGGGAACCGCUGGAGGAUCUGUACGAGCUCAACUUCCCCAAUUGUGACAGAAGGGGCCAAUACAAUCUCAAACAGUGCCACAUGUCCACCCACGGUCAGCGAGGCGAGUGCUGGUGCGUUAACCCCUUCACGGGUGUCCAGAUCACCCAGUCCACGAAGGUGCGGGGGGACCCCAAAUGCAGCCAGUAUGUGGAGGAGCAGGAGAUGGCGACUGGGACACUGCCCACUGUUGUCCUCCAUAUGGCAGAGACAUAGCAGAGCUUCACCCACAUCCAGAUAUCCCCGACGGUGGAAAGGUCCAACUUGACUGACAGCUGAUAUUGUUGUCAUGUGCAUGGGUUUCUUUCCUAUGCAGCCUACACGUUUUUGUUUAGGUGUGUGUAUAGGGGGGGUGUUGUCUUUAUAUGUUUAUGUGUGUGUAUAGGGGGGUGGGCUGUUGUCUUUAUAUGUUUAUGUGUGCGUGAGAGGGACAGAUAACGAGUACUUCUCUUGUCUUAGGACAGGUCUCCCGUGUGAAAAAGAUUUGCGCAAAUCAAGAUGUUCGAUAAAAGGGGUGUGAGAGCAAGGCAAGGAUAUUAUCCAUGCUACAAUCCAAAGCAGGUUUCAUGAAUAUGUAUUUACUGUGUGGGCAUACGCACUGUGCGCGCGUGUGUACCUGCCUGCUUGAUUGCUCGUGUGCGUGCGUGUGUCUGCAUAUGUGUGUGUGUGUGUGUUUGACUGGCUGUGUCCCCUGCUAUUCAUAGGGCUAGGUGCUGCGAGUAGCUUGGAUGCCGGAGCUAACACUAUGCUAAUCACGGGGCUGUCACUGCAUCUGGUUCAAUUGGUGUAUCAGGCGGCAUAUAACCUCCCAUUUAUGCAGCUGCUUGCCUUCCAUGCCACGUUCCAUAUCUAUUUAUUCAACCUUUCUCUCAUCACACUAGUCAAUAUGUGUGGUGGACUAACAAAGCCUCACAUUAAGCCCUUGACAUAUAGAAGAUCCGUACCAAACUAACGAACCAUGGGUGACACUUCAUUUUGGUGUCUACAUCUGUUGUUAGUGCAUCAUUCCAAUGAUGAUGAUGUACUUACACGCUAAUGCUAGUUUGAAUGGUUGGAAACACUUUACCUUAAUAACCUAUACCGCCACACUCUAUUACCAACGCUAUUACACAGCAGUUCCUAUGUAACUACAAUGUUGUUACUACAGUUACUACUGUGUAGUUACAUAGGUAGGCUACAGAAGCAACUUAAGGUACUCUGCUACCAAAUUGUUACGUGUUAAUCGAAGUGUUCCGAGAUUUCUGCAGGGUAACUGUAAUGUUAAUGAUUUGUCUUCUUCAAUACACAUUCUUCUGUCCUCUCCUCGUUCUGAUAAACAGUCUCAUGUUUUUGUUAUUAAUAUAGCUCUGAUAUUCAGAGAAAUAGCCUGUGCAUGGAUGGAUCCUGUUGGUCCCUCACAUCAACAAGGUUAAGUCAUUUAUGUUCAGAUAACUUUCAUCUUUUGAGUAUUCCUUGAUUAGUUCAUCAAAUGUAGGUACAUCUCUUGUUGAAUAAAAUGUCUGAAUAAAAUGUA
Molecule: messenger RNA, 2164 nt
Organism: Oncorhynchus nerka (sockeye salmon)
Lineage: Eukaryota; Metazoa; Chordata; Actinopteri; Salmoniformes; Salmonidae
Product: insulin-like growth factor-binding protein 2-B
Exons: 4
Coding region: 7-867 (286 amino acids)
Biological process (GO): regulation of insulin-like growth factor receptor signaling pathway
Cellular component (GO): extracellular region
Molecular function (GO): insulin-like growth factor II binding; insulin-like growth factor I binding
Source: RefSeq, a predicted model, not a curated record